Messenger RNA from Sebastes umbrosus (honeycomb rockfish), 5111 nucleotides. Its product is annotated as trichohyalin-like. Gene Ontology annotation, cellular component: actin cytoskeleton. The transcript is spliced from 14 exons. Gene Ontology annotation, biological process: actin filament organization. The record is from RefSeq and is a predicted model, not a curated record. Gene Ontology annotation, molecular function: actin filament binding. Bases 128 to 4711 code for a protein of 1527 amino acids. Lineage: Eukaryota; Metazoa; Chordata; Actinopteri; Perciformes; Sebastidae.
UUCUUUGUGAAAUGCUAUUAAUGUGUCAUAUUUCAAAUUAAAUAUAAUGACCGGUUUUGUCAAUCUGUUCCAUUUAUGUCUCCAUCAUUAAAGGGAUAAUCAGUGUCAUGGUGAUGAAGCUGAGAAAAUGAAAACAAGCAGCUCCUCUGAGCCACCGGAGUCUUCCUCCUCUUUGGUUUCCACCGCUGCAUGUCAUCAUCACUGCAACAAAGUAAAGAAACAGACCAGAGAUGGAGUGUACACGCUCUGUGCUAUGACCUCUGGGAUGAAACGCAACUGGGUCCAAGCCGUGUUGAAGAACGUGAGGCCCAGUGUUACACCUGACGUCACAAGCUCCCUUUCUGAGCAAAAGACCCAACAGAAAUCACAACAUCUAGACUCGCAGUCAGCUGAGAGUCUGGAGAACGCUGAAUACCCAAACAGCUUUUUUUUGCAAGAGCACAAAACCAGCGACUGUGGCGAGGAAACACAUCAGCAGCAGCAGAAAGAGCAAGAAGUCAAACUUCAGCCAGAGACGGAGCAGAGUUCUGCUGAUGGAAGCUCUGCAUCAUCUACGACCUCCUCUUCUCAUCUGUCCUCCCCGAGCUCACCCUCCGCCUCCUCUGCUCCAUCUCUCAUCAGUCCUCCAUGUCAGGUGGAGGAGGAUGAAGGUGCUUCCUGUCUUCAAUACACACUUGUUGCAACCACACAGACAGGUGUGACAGAUGCAUCAUCGUGUGUUGAAGGAGCUGGAAGUAACGGCUCUACUUCCACAACAAUGCCGUCAAAUGUGUCAUAUUUUGAUGAACAUUCAAAUCCGCGGAGUGAAAUUGAGCAGAGUUGGCAGCAAGUUCAAACUACACCCCGGAGCGAGGAGCAACAAGAAGUAUCAGUAAAGGUCACCUGUGAGUGCAUGAAAGAGGCGGAUCGAUUGCCCCAUGAGCAGCAAACUGGGCAACUUGUCAAAGAGCUGGAACAAACACAGAAGGAACUGUCUCGACUGCAGCAGUUAAACAGAAAUCUUCAGGAUGAGCUACAAGAAGAGAGAACGAGACAUUCAAGAGAACAGGACGAUCUUCUCUCAAACUCCAACUCGCCUUCAGAACAAGCGUUGGCUUUUCAGCGACUGCAGAAGGUAAACCAAGAACUCCGCUGUCAGCUCGAGGCUCAAAACAGGAGCCAUGAGGAAUUCAGGGAAGUUGAGCUACGGCGAAGGGUGGAUCUCUUAGCUCAACAAGCACAGCUACUGGUCACCGGUGACGCCACAGCACUCGCACAAGCCCACCUGGAGCAAGAUCGCCGGCAGUUUCAUGAGCAGCAGGUGGAGUGGGAGCGUUGCGUGGCCUCCCUGAAGUCCCAGCUGAGUAACAGCGAGGAGCAGAAGAAGGAGGCCAGGUCACGCUUCACACAGCUGCAGCAGGAGAUGCAGAGUUACCACAGUCUCCAGCAGGAGGCCGAUCGCUUGCACGAACAUCUCCAAGAGGUGACGACUCAGCUUCGUGCUAAUGAGGAGGCGCAGGCUGAAAAAGAGGCUCGCCUGCAGAAGCAUCUCGUGCUCCUUCAAGCAAGUCAGGACAGAGAGCGGAGGAGCUUGGUCGCCAGCCUGGCACAGGCAGAGCAACACUCAGGAGACCUUCAAGAGAGGCUGGACAGGGCUGGGCAGCAGGUGGACAGCCUGAAUAAGACUCAAACCUGGACCAGAGACAUAGAGGAGGCUCAGCAACAGCUUCAAGAGGAGCUGGCGCGUACGGUAUCUGCUGUUCAGAAACUCCAAGAAGAAAGAGAGCAGCUUGACCAUCGCUGUCAAGAGCUGCAGAACCAGUUAUGUGAGGCAGACGGGGAGGUGAACAGGCUGCAGAGCCGCUUGAAAACAGAAGAGACGCACUACUACAAUCUCGAGCAUUCGUUCGAGAGAGUUAGCGAGGAGCUGCAACUGGCCUUGGGGAAGGUGCAGCAAAUGGAAUCUGAAAGACAGGAAAUACGAGAAGGCUACGAGAGACUCCUGGACAGGAAGGAGCAAGAGCUGAGUGAAGUUUUGCUGAAGAUGGAAGUCUUGGGUAACAGCCUGGAGGAGACGGAAGUGAAGCUGAAUGAUGUAUUGAAAGGUAGCACCUGUGUCUCAGAGCCUGCUCAGCAAAAUGAGAGACAGACAGCUGAUCUAAAUGAUAGCAGGCCACAGGCAAUAGACAGUCGCUCCAAUGCAGCUGAACAUGCAGGAGAUGACCCAGAAAGGUUCAUGUCCGUGAUCCAGACACUUGAAACCAAGCUUUAUGCAACAGAGGAGAAGCUAAGGGACAUCAUGCAACGACUGGAGGAGCACCAGAGUCACAUCAGCUGCCAGGACCCUCACCUUUGCUCCCAGCUCACCCGGAGCCGAGCCACCGCUCAGCACCUCAGCCUGCUGCUUCACAGUCGGGCCAAGCAGAGCCGGAGCUUCGCCCAGGAGACAGAGAGCCGCUGCAGGAUGCUGGUCGGCAGGUUUCAGGUCGCACUGAACAUCGUACAAGCCUGCAGAGGGAGGCUCCAAACCGCUCCGUUUAACAUCACAGACUUUGAGAAGCAUUUGGCCACCGUUGCUGCCUGUCUUCAGCAAGGAGAGAAAGACGCAGAGAAACAGCAGCAUGAAUCACGCAAUGCCAGCAAAGGAGAGGACAAGAUCCUCAACGAUGAGACAUUAGCUGGAGCUGAGAGCAACAUAAGUGUUAAACCCACUAAUACAUCACCCUCAGAGGACGACGUGGAAAGUGUUGGGAAUUGUUUAAUGAGGGAAGUGUUUGUAGUAGAAAAAAUGGUGUCUGUCCUUCAGAGUCAACAUGGCAUUGGGCAACUGGCACCAAGAGAGGAUGAGGGGGAUUUGGCACACAGGUACAAAAGCAUAAUCUCGCAAAGAAUCGCUUUAAAAACUGAACAAACUGGGAGAUCUGAAUGUGACAACAGUGGACCUUUAGAGAGGGCCAUCGGUGGAGCCUGUGCUGAAGCAGAGCUCAUUUAUGCCGCCUUCAAAUUUCAGCAGCAAUAUGAAACUCAAGUGAAGCUUCAAAGGGAGAGUCUGGCUGAUAUCAAUCCCCCUGAGUUGGCUCCUUAUGAGGAGCAAGUGCAGGGAGAAGGUGGAGGUUCAGAAGGAUCUGCAGAACCAGUUGAAAAGGAUGAAUCUGAUGUCCAAAAGGAAGAGGCAGAGAAAGAGCCAGAGUGGUUAAAGAGACUAACAUCCCGGCUGCAGAGAAGGGCUAAAUUCUUACACCAACUCUGCCAGGAGGUUUGUGAUGGCGAUGGAGUAGAGACUAGAGUGGACAAUAACUGGGAAAAUGCUUCUGCAGCCGACUUAAAUCGUAUGCAGGAGCAGGCGAAGUUGAUUUAUUUGUUAGACAGGCUGCACUCGGAUUUAGAGCAGCAGCAAAGUGAGGCGUUACAGGACAAACUGCAAGCUCUGUGCGAAGAGCAGGACAUCACAUUAAAGGAUGAGCAGGAGGCGUUUACUCAGGCCUUAUGUCAGCUCCAGGAGGACAACAGUGUAUUAAGAGAAGAACUGGAGCGUGCAAAGCAAAAGAUAAUAUCUGUAGAGACCGGGAACAAGAGACUCCUGGAAGAUAUACGGAAAAUUCAGGAUAAUCACAAGGAGCAGAUGAAAAAACUGGAAACGGAGUUUCAAGAGAAGAUAAGGGAGCUGCAACAGAUCCACGAAGAGGAGAUGAAACACUUGCAUGGUUAUUACGCCAAGUCUUCAAAAGAGAACCAGACCAAAACCUGUUCAGAGACUGAGGGUACCUGCUCCCUACCAGACCAGACUGUGAUGGAGAGGAAAACAAUGCUGGCAGGUGGUGCAGCAGCCAUGAGCGACCAGAAAGAUCCUGAAAAACCUGAGGCAUCUUGUGAUGAAGGUUUCACUGCUAUGGAGGAGAUGCACAGGCAGCUGAUAGAUGAUCUUCAGCAGCAGCAUCAGACGGAGGUGGCAGCUCUGCUGAAGGACAAAGACAAGCUGCUGCAGGAAGAGACAGCGGCCACGAUGGCAGCCAUCGUAGCAAUGAGGAGAGCCCAUAAACAGGAGCUGGAGAGAAGCCGACAGUCUCAGCGUAUCAAGGAGAGCGCUGACAUCACACAGCUGCACAUCCAAUAUGAGAAGGAGAUCCAGCUGAUGCACAGGGAGCUGGAGGUGUUGUCGAUGCAGCACACUCACAAAUGCCUUGAAAACUCUCAGCUGAGCCAGGAGCUGCAGGGUGAGAGACGGUCCUCGAUGCAGUACCAAAAAGAAAACAAGGAGCUCAAAAAUAAACAGAGAGAGACAGAUGAAAUGUCUCAGCUACAUUUCUCACUAAAUGGGAAACAGUCACAUGUUGCCCCUCAAGUAAACGACUUCUAUGAGAUGGAGGUGAUUCUGCGGGCGAGGGAGGCAGAAAUGCAGUUUCUCAGACAGGAAGCUUGUUCUCUCAAAGAGGAGUUGAAGAUUGCUCGAAUGGAUAAACUAUACGCCCAGAACAAGCUCAAGGCCCUCUAUACAAACAGCCAGGAUGAACCUCAUCAUGGAGUCAACAAACUCUGGGAAGAUGUCAAGUUCGCCACUUGGUCUCCAGGCAGAGACGCUUCAGGACAGAGCCACGAGGACACCAGUAAUGUUGCUUUUCUGAAGAAAACAGAGAAAUCGUCCUUCACACGUCAGAUCAGAGGAGUGAGGUCAAAGAGUUUGAAAGACGGCCUUUCUGUCCAAGAAAGAAUGAAGUUGUUUGAGUCGUUCUGAUCCAAACAAGAUGUUUCAGAGUAAAACUGCUGUUUGGUCAGAGGAUGUAUUAUAUAUUAUGUCUAUAAUAUAUAACUUUUCAUUAUGUGUAACUUUUUUUUACUGUGUAAAAAGUUGAUUUGUUUGUUGUUGAUGUAUCAGAGUGCCACCAGAGGGAGCAACAAACACUGGCUUUUCUAGAUUAACAUUUAUAAAAGUGUACUAUAAAAUAUAACACAAUAAUCACAAAGAAAUUAUAUUUAUAUUUUGGUUCUCAGUACAUUGCAUAGUGUAACUUGUGAUAAUAGACACAAAAGAUUGUGUGUUGCAUCAGUUGUAUUCAAACUGUUAUUAACAUAUUGUGCCACUAGAUGUAGCAUUAUACAACAUUUAGCAGAGGUAACUUCUGAAACAGAGGUGA